Messenger RNA from Abrus precatorius (Indian licorice), 1044 nucleotides. RefSeq names its product transcription factor bHLH18-like. Gene Ontology annotation, molecular function: protein dimerization activity. The coding region runs from base 1 to 1044 and encodes 347 amino acids. Lineage: Eukaryota; Viridiplantae; Streptophyta; Magnoliopsida; Fabales; Fabaceae. The record is from RefSeq and is a predicted model, not a curated record. The transcript has 4 exons.
AUGAUGGCAAUUGCAUCCACCAACUACAUGCCUGAACUUGGAAUGGAAGAUGCCACCUUCUUUGAUCAAUACCCGAUGGAUUCUUUUGCAUACCCACUUGAUGACUUUGACUUUGAGUCCUUCUCCGGGUCCCCAGAGAGCAAUUCCUCUUAUCAGUGUUUCAACUACGAAAGAACACCAAAUAGUUUCCCGGCUGAAAGUCCUGAUCAAUCCGUUACCCCUCCAAGACCUACUCCAAGACCAACCAAGAAGCUCAAGACAUCCAACACUUCACCUUCUCCUUCCUCCCAAAUUAUUUCUUUUGGGCCCUUCAAUGCACCAUCACUCGCUUCACAGCAAUUCCACAACAUGAAUUCCCAUGCGGAGCCUAAAAUCGAGAAAGGUUGUGGAGGGAACAUGGAUUUCGCAGCAUUCAUUUCUAAAGGUUCACACGAGGACAAAAGUUUCUUAAAUCACGGUAAUCAAGCCAACCAGGUUGCCAUGACCACCAGGAACCCAAUCCAAGCUCAAGAACACGUGUUAGCCGAAAGAAAACGAAGGGAAAAACUCAGCCAGAGAUUCAUUGCUCUUUCGGCCAUCCUUCCUGGCCUCAAGAAGAUGGACAAGGCUUCUGUGUUGGGAGAUGCUAUAAAGUAUUUGAAACACCUACAAGAACGGGUGCAGAAUCUGGAAGAGCGAGCAGCUAAGAAAACAGUUGGAUCCGAAGUCAUAGUUAAGAGAUCUAUUCUCUUCACGAACGAUGAUAAUUCAUCAUCCGAUGAAAAUUUUGAUGGCUACUUUGACCAUUUACUCCCCGAAAUCGAAGUAAGAGUUUCUGGAAAAGACGUUCUCGUCAGAACUCAAGGCGACAAACACAGUGGACGUACGGCAAUGAUACUGAGCGAAUUAGAAAAGCUUAGUCUCAAUGUCCAGAGUAGCAGUUUUUUGCCCUUUGGAAAUAACAAUAUCGAUGUUACUAUCAUUGCUCAGAUGAACAAGGAAAACUGCAUUACAGCGAAGGAUCUUCUAGGAAAGCUACGACAGGCUUUGAGGCAGUUUAUUUGA